Echinops telfairi (small Madagascar hedgehog) is the source of this 841-nucleotide messenger RNA. It is a transcript of the gene HEBP1, whose product is annotated as heme binding protein 1. The transcript is spliced from 4 exons. The record is from RefSeq and is a predicted model, not a curated record. NCBI's taxonomy places the organism in Eukaryota, Metazoa, Chordata, Mammalia, Afrosoricida, Tenrecidae. The annotation marks the transcript as partial.
UGGCCUUGGCAGAUCCUGAGCCAAGGGGCCAAGGAAGACGUCUCCUAUGAGGAAAGGGCCUGUGAAGGGGGCAAGUUUGCCACCGUAGAAGUGACGGGUAAGCCUGUGGAUGAGGCUCUACGGGAAGCAAUGCCCAAAGUCAUGAAGUAUGUGGGAGGCACCAAUGACAAGGGAAUCGGGAUGGGGACGACAGUCCCUGUGUCCUUUGCCGUGUUCCCCGGUGAAGAUGGCUCCCUACAGAAGAAAUUAAAGGUCUGGUUCCGGAUUCCGAACCAGUUUCAGAGUAACCCUCCUGUCCCCAGUGACGAAAGCAUUAAGAUCGAGGAGAGAGAAGGCAUCACGGUCUAUUCCACGCAGUUUGGUGGUUACGCCAAGGAAGCCGACUACGUGGCUCACGCCACCCAGCUGCGCUCUGCCCUGGAGGGCACAGGCACCUGGCGGGACGACUUCUACUUCUGCGCGGGCUAUGAUCCCCCCAUGAAGCCCUACGGGCGUCUCAACGAGGUCUGGCUGGUGAAGAUGUGAGCGGCUCGGGGCCCAGGGCUUCCGCAGCUACCAACUUGCCUCCCAAGGGGGUCGCCGCCCCUUGUCUGAAAGAAACGUGUCUUUGUGACUAAGGUCCUUUUCUCAUACACAAGAUUGAUUUAGGGAGUUCUGUGGGAGACCAGAAAAUCCCCCGUGGUGUUUCAUCAGCUCUGCAGAUUACUAAGAACUGACUUUUCUUAAUUAUAGAAUUUGUCAUUUUUUAAGGAGGGAAAAAUGUGGGCAUGAACUUUCAUCUGUGAUUCUUGUAAGCACUGUCUAAAAAGAAACUUGAAAAUAAAGAUCUUUGACUUACGAA